Messenger RNA from Malassezia restricta, 864 nucleotides. RefSeq names its product succinate dehydrogenase (ubiquinone) iron-sulfur subunit. Gene Ontology annotation, molecular function: electron transfer activity; 2 iron, 2 sulfur cluster binding. Bases 1 to 864 code for a protein of 287 amino acids. Lineage: Eukaryota; Fungi; Basidiomycota; Malasseziomycetes; Malasseziales; Malasseziaceae. Gene Ontology annotation, cellular component: mitochondrial membrane. The transcript has 2 exons. The record is from RefSeq and is a predicted model, not a curated record. Gene Ontology annotation, biological process: aerobic respiration; tricarboxylic acid cycle; respiratory electron transport chain.
AUGGUGUCGCUACCAAACACGCUACGCGUGGCCGUGCGUGCCAACAUUCCCCGCACGAUGGGUACUGCCGCCUUCUCUACGUCGGCUUCUCGCGCCAUGGCAUCGCCAGCAGCCGAGCAGCCGAACAUGAAGAAGUUCAAGAUUUACCGUUGGAACCCUGAGCAGCCGACGCAAAAGCCUAGGAUGCAGACGUACGAGCUCGAUUUGAACCAAACAGGUCCCAUGGUGCUUGACGCGCUUCUUAAGAUCAAGAACGAGCAGGACUCGACGUUGGCCUUCCGACGCUCCUGCCGUGAGGGCAUCUGCGGAAGCUGUGCCAUGAACAUUGAUGGUGUAAACACGCUUGCUUGCCUGUGCCGUAUUGACAAGAAUGCGCCGCAGAGCAACAUUUACCCCCUGCCGCACACUCACGUCGUCAAGGACCUCAUUCCGGACCUGACGCAGUUCUACAAGCAGUACCGCAGCAUUGAGCCAUACCUGAAGCCUGCUGGCCCGCCUCCGGGUGGCCGUGAAUACCUCCAGAGCCCUGAGGAACGCCGACACCUGGACGGUCUCUACGAAUGCAUUCUGUGUGCCUGCUGUGCCACAGCCUGCCCUUCGUACUGGUGGAACGGCGAUGCGUACCUUGGCCCUGCUGUCUUGAUGCAGGCAUACCGCUGGAUGGCUGACUCGCGUGAUGCGCAUGGCGCCGAGCGUCGCGAGAAGCUCGAGAACACGUUCUCGCUGUACCGCUGCCACACCAUUUUCAACUGCACACGGACAUGCCCCAAGGGUCUGAACCCCGCUCGUGCCAUUGCUCAGAUCAAGAAGGAUAUGGCUAUUGGCGCUCCUGAAGUGACCAAGCGCCCACUUCAGACACCGUAG